UGAAGAACCAAUAAGCCAAAGCCCGUUACUGUCAUUUCACUGUUCCAGCCAUCAGCUCAGCCUCGCUAUUCCUCCGACAAAGACUUCUUCAAGUACCUCAACUUUCACAUGCUCCAUCUGACUUCCAUUGACCCAUCAAAAAAUGGGCAACUGUAAUGGUCUGCCGGCCGGCCAAACCUCCACCGGCGAACCCCACGAUCAGGCCGACUCCGACCACUGCCCUCCCUCUAACGGCGUCGUCAAGGUCCUCCCUUCCGAUGCCGACCCUUCCCCACCUGCCCCCCUUCCGGAACCAAUUUCCUCUUCCUCCUCUGCGCUGCCAGGCGUCGGCCGUGUCCUGGGCCGGCCGUUCUCCGACAUCCGGUCAGUUUACUCCUUCGGCCGCGAGCUGGGCCGCGGCCAAUUCGGCGUGACUUACUUAGUCACACACAAGGAAACGAAGCGGGAAUUUGCCUGCAAAUCAAUCGCCACCAGAAAAUUGAUCAUUGAAGACGAUGUUGAAGAUGUUCGGCGCGAGGUUCAGAUUAUGCACCACCUCACCGGCCACCCCCACAUUGUUGAACUUAAAGAAGUGUACGAAGACCGGCAUUAUGUGAAUUUGAUUAUGGAGCUGUGCGCCGGCGGAGAAUUGUUCGACCGGAUUAUUGCCAAGGGCCACUAUUCGGAAUGCACGGCGGCCUCCCUUUGCCGGCAGAUUGUGACGGUGGUUCAUAAUUGCCACUCCAUGGGAGUUAUGCACCGGGACUUGAAGCCCGAGAACUUCUUGUUUUCGAACACUGAUGAGAAUUCGCCUCUCAAAGCUACGGAUUUCGGCCUUUCCGUGUUCUUCAAACCAGGUGAUGUUUUUAAAGAUCUAGUUGGAAGUGCAUACUAUGUAGCUCCAGAAGUUCUUCGCCGAAAUUAUGGACCCGAGGCUGAUAUUUGGAGCGCUGGCGUUAUACUGUACAUUCUACUAUGUGGUGUUCCCCCUUUCUGGGCAGAGAAUGAUCAGGGUAUUUUUGAUGCUGUUCUUCGGGGACAUAUCGAUUUCUCGUCGGAUCCAUGGCCUUCCAUAUCCAGCAGUGCCAAAGAUCUGGUUAAGAAGCUCUUGCAUUCUGAUCCUAAAGAGCGAUUAUCAUCCAUUGAAGCCCUAAAUCAUCCAUGGAUGAAAGAAGAUGGGGAAGCAUCUGACAAGCCUCUUGAUAUUGCUGUUUUGACUAGAAUGAAACAGUUCAGAGCAAUGAACAAACUCAAGAAAGUAGCUCUAAAGGUGAUUGCUGAAAAUCUUUCUGAAGAAGAAAUUGUGGGAUUAAAGGAAAUGUUCAAGUCGAUGGAUACCGAUAACAGUGGAACUAUCACGUUCGAGGAGUUAAAAGCUGGUCUUCCGAAACUUGGUACAAAGCUUUCCGAAUCUGAAGUGAGGCAGCUGAUGGAAGCGGCCGAUGUGGAUGGAAAUGGAUCAAUUGACUACAUCGAGUUCAUUACUGCUACUAUGCACAUGAACAGAGUAGAAAGAGAGGAUCACUUAUUCAAAGCAUUUGAAUACUUUGACAAAGACAAGAGCGGAUAUAUCACAAUGGAGGAGUUGGAGUCUGCCCUUAAGAAGUACAAUAUGGGAGAUGAAAAAACAAUAAAGGAGAUCAUUGCAGAAGUUGACACAGAUAAUGAUGGACGAAUAAACUAUGACGAAUUCGUUGCAAUGAUGAGGAAGGGCGACCCGGAGUUAACAGCAACCCGACGGCAAAAAUGAAGCUGCUUCGUCUGCUGUCUGCAUGACUUUAUGUGAUUUUGACUGUGUAUGUUUGUUCGAUUUGAGUUGAAUUCCCUAAAGAGAGAAAGAGUUGUGUUCAGUUUUGCUCCAUUCAAUGGCUGCCAUUAAAUAGGGGAAUGAGCUUCCAUCUUCCCCAUUUACAGGAGAUUUCAACUAUUUUGAUGUCUCCCUUUUUUCAAAGACUUGAGUGUGUAUGAGCAGCAAAAUGAGCAGAAAUGUCUCCUAGGAAUGUUGUGUUUUAGAGUGUAUGUAAAGUUGAAAAAUUUGUUCUCAUCUUGAGUUUGUUUGGCAGUGAGCUUGUAAAACAUCCUAUUACUAUAUAUAUUUGUUAUUGAAAAAA
This is a messenger RNA of Momordica charantia (bitter melon), 2090 nucleotides long. Its product is annotated as calcium-dependent protein kinase 1. The record is from RefSeq and is a predicted model, not a curated record. Gene Ontology annotation, molecular function: ATP binding; protein kinase activity; calcium ion binding. Gene Ontology annotation, biological process: protein phosphorylation. NCBI's taxonomy places the organism in Eukaryota, Viridiplantae, Streptophyta, Magnoliopsida, Cucurbitales, Cucurbitaceae.